AUGGCAGAAACUGAAGUAAAAAAAUUAACUAAGAAACAACAGAAAGCUCUGCAAUUUAGAAAGAAGAAAGAUGAGCCUAGCACUGAUAUAGGUUCCAAAAGAACAUCAAGUGAAAGUUCCACUAAUGAUAAUGAUGAAGAACCUGUUAAGAAAAAGAGAAAGACAAGAAGAGGUCGUGGUGGUAAAGGUCGUGGUGAUAAGAAAGGUAACAGAUUUAUAGUCUUUGUCGGUAGUUUACCAAAAGACAUUACAGCUACUGAAUUACAAUCCCAUUUUAAAUCAAGUUCACCGGAUCAUAUUAGAAUUAGACAAGAUAAAGGUAUUGCAUUUUUGGAAUUUGAUGCUGAUAAGGAUCCAACAAAUAUUCAAAGACGUAUGGAUGUUGCUUUAUUACAACAUAGAACUCAAUUGAAGGGUAAACCAAUUAAUGUCGAAUUAACUGUAGGUGGUGGUGGUAAUAGUCAAGAAAGACUAGAAAAAUUAAGAGUAAAAAAUGAAAAAUUAGAAGAAGAGAGACGAGAAAGAGUCCGUAAUAUGGUCAAAGAAAGUAGUAAAAAAAGUAAACCAGCUGAUCCAAAGGAUGGUAAUACAGGUGCUAGCGGUGGUGUGCAUCCAGAUAGAGCAAAGCUAAUACAAAGACAAUGA
Messenger RNA from Vanderwaltozyma polyspora DSM 70294, 645 nucleotides. It is a transcript of the gene NOP6, whose product is annotated as Nop6p. Lineage: Eukaryota; Fungi; Ascomycota; Saccharomycetes; Saccharomycetales; Saccharomycetaceae. The record is from RefSeq and is a predicted model, not a curated record. The coding region runs from base 1 to 645 and encodes 214 amino acids. The transcript has a single exon. Gene Ontology annotation, molecular function: RNA binding.